Molecule: messenger RNA, 1059 nt
Organism: Acanthosepion pharaonis
Lineage: Eukaryota; Metazoa; Mollusca; Cephalopoda; Sepiida; Sepiidae
Source: the annotation of a GenBank genome assembly
AUGCCAGCAGACAUAUUAAUUCAUUUAUCCUAUUACCAAUUUUUCCCUUACAUCUCUUCCAUUUUCUUUUUUCUUCUCUUUCAACCAAUAUCAUUCUAUCUCUAUCUUUCUAUUAUUAUUAUUAUUAUUAUUAUUACAUAUCUACUUCUCUUUCUCUUUUUUCUAUCACUCAGUCUUAUGACCCUCUCUCUUUCUAAUCGUCUCAGAAUUUUUUUAUUUCAUUACGUUUUUCUUCUUUCCCCUCCCACUAUUAUUCUUUGUCUUAUUCUCUCUCUCCCUCCUACACGCACAGACACUCACAAAUUUAUUUUAUUUUUUCUUCUCUGUCUUUCUUUAUCUGUCUUGUUAUCCUUUCCUUUCCUCUCUUUCUUUCCUUCAUUCCUCUCUUUCUUUCUUUCUUUCUUUCUUCUUUCUUUCUUUCUUUCUUAUGAUCCUUUCUUUCCGUGUUUUCUUUCUUUAUUUAUUCUUCCUUUCUUUAUAGAUCUUACUUUCUUUCUUCUUUUUUUAUUUCUUUUCUUUUUCAUUAAUUCUGUAUUUAUUUACACGUUCGUUUUCACCUUUUUUCCUUUCUUUUUCUUUAUUCCUUUAUUCGGGUUUUUACUUUGCUUCUCUCUUUCUUUCUCUCUUUCUUUCUUUCUUUUUCUCUCUUUCUUUUUAUCUCCCUUUCUUUCUUUUUCUCUCUUUCUUUCUUUCUUUAUUCCUUUUUCUUUCUUUCUCUCUUUCUUUCUUUCUUUUUUCUUUUCUUUCUCUUCUUUUUCUUUGUUACAUUUUUGUUUCUUUGUUUUUCUUUCUUUCUCUCAUUCUUCUUUCUUUCUUUACAUUUUCUUUCUUUUUUUCCUUUUUUCUUCCUUUCUUUCUCUCUUUCUUUAUUUCUCUCUUUCUUUCCCUUUUCUUUCUUUCUUUCUUUUGCAUUUCCUUCAUUCUUUCUUUCUUUCUUCCUUUCUUUCUGUCAUUUUCAUACUCUCUUUCGCACAUAUAUUGCGUGGGUCUUUCUUUUAUGAUCAUUUUUCUUCCAAUGUUGCCCUGGUAUCUACUUCUCAUUACGUUUCUCUGAGCUGA